AUGCCAGUAUCUUUGACUUCAAGCAAUUAUUUAUAUAAUUUAGAAAUACCUCAUGUAUUACUUGAUACAGGUUCAGAUGGGUCACAUAUUUCUAGAAAUAUCGCAAACCAUUUUAUAAAAUAUUUUGGAUUUAAAAUAGACAGAAAAAAAGUUUAUAGACUAACAGAGGCAGUAGGAGAAAAACAUUCUAUUGAGACCUUUUCAGAUAUUUCUGUUACUAUAGGUAUGGAAAAUGAUACCUUAACAAUUUCAGAUGAGUUUUCAGUUUUACCAACAGAAAAAGAUAAUAAUGAUAAUGAUAUAUUAUUAUUUAUUCUUGGUACUAGAUAG
Molecule: messenger RNA, 330 nt
Organism: Scutellospora calospora
Lineage: Eukaryota; Fungi; Glomeromycota; Glomeromycetes; Diversisporales; Gigasporaceae
Source: the annotation of a GenBank genome assembly